UUCUAAACUCGUUUAGAUAGCUUCGAAGAUGAACUCGUUGUUGAUGAUCGCUGCUUGUUUGGUCCUGAUCGGAACAGUGUGCGCAAAGGAAGGUUAUAUGGUGAACAAGAGCACGGGCUGCAGAUACAGUUGCCCGAAAACGGGAGAAAGCGUUUACUGCGAUAAGGAAUGCAAAGCGAAGAACCAAGGAGGUAGUUACGGCUUUUGCCAAUAUUCUAACUGUUGGUGCGAAGGUUUGCCCGAAAGUACACCGACUUGGCCCCUUGAUGAUAAACCAUGCGACAAAAAAUAAUGGCAACGUCUUUUCAUUGUCCAACAACAAAAAUAUUAUUACUCUUCUUAAUUGCAAUUAAACGAAAUAAAAUGUAAUACCUUCAUCUAAAAUAUCUUUAUUAUGUGAUAUACAGUUUACAGAAUACAGAAGUAUUAUGAAUAUUUUUCGUACGAAAUCGUUUAACUUUAAAUUAUAAAAUAUAAUGCCCUAUGUUUAUUUUCCUUCUAUGAAUGAAUCUAGCCAAGUUGAUCCGAAAGACAGACAGGACCCAAUUAACUUGUUUAUUAGCCUAAAUUUAGAUUUAUAAAACUCUCUUAAAUAUAAAUGUCAGGGGCUAGCCGGGGAUACGGUGUUGGUAAAACUCAUGUACCGCUUAAUCGGCUGUGCUGUUGAAGAAACAGGCCCGCGGUUGUCUACGGAUAGCUUCCUAAGACGUUUAUUAUGACCAGAGAUUCUUGUGAACUGUAAGGACAUUGGUUUUUCCUGACACCAGAUGCCCAAGUUGCAGACUAUCACGCAUUUGUGAGGAAUUUCAAGUAAGAGAGUCGCGAGUAAGUGGAGUAGACGAAGACAUUGGAUUUAGUCAUUAAAAAGAAGGAUAGGCAGGGUCAGAC
Messenger RNA from Centruroides sculpturatus (bark scorpion), 888 nucleotides. Its product is annotated as toxin CsEv4. The record is from RefSeq and is a predicted model, not a curated record. Gene Ontology annotation, molecular function: sodium channel inhibitor activity; toxin activity. Lineage: Eukaryota; Metazoa; Arthropoda; Arachnida; Scorpiones; Buthidae. Gene Ontology annotation, cellular component: extracellular region. The transcript is spliced from 2 exons. The coding region runs from base 29 to 292 and encodes 87 amino acids. Gene Ontology annotation, biological process: defense response.